Molecule: messenger RNA, 1976 nt
Organism: Pezoporus occidentalis (night parrot)
Lineage: Eukaryota; Metazoa; Chordata; Aves; Psittaciformes; Psittacidae
Gene: RASSF1
Product: Ras association domain family member 1
Exons: 5
Coding region: 17-1744 (575 amino acids)
Biological process (GO): Ras protein signal transduction
Cellular component (GO): microtubule cytoskeleton; nucleus
Source: RefSeq, a predicted model, not a curated record
CGUGCUGUGCCGUGCCAUGCCAGGCGAUGCCAUGCCGGACGGUGUCAGCCGUGCCGUGCUGUGCCAGUCCAGGCUGUGCCGAGCCGUGCCGGACCCCGCCGUGCCGAGCCCAGGCUCCGCUGUCCCGCUCCGUGCCCCCCGGUGCCCCGGCACGGCUCGGCCUGGAGCGGCGGCUCCGGGAGCGGGUGAAAUCACCGCCGGAAGCGGGGCCCCGCCGCGCCGCCCCCGGCCCGCGUCACCCCCACGGCCCGGGCGGGGCGGGGCCGGGGCCGCGCUGAGCCGGGAGCGGGACAGGACCGCGACAGCGACCGGGCGGAGGCGAGCCGGGACAAGGACCGGGACCGCGCUGAACCGAGCCGGGAUCGGGCUGAACCGAGCCGGGACGGGGACAGGCACCGCGAUAGAGACCAGGCAGAGCCGAGCCGAGAUAGGGACCGGGACCGAGCUGAGUCGAGCCGAGCCAAGAACCGGCACCGAGCUGAGCCGAACCGGGAUAGGGACCGGGGCCGGGGCCGGGGCCGGGCUGAGUCGAGCCGGGACAAGAACCGGCACCGAGCUGAGCCGAACCGGGUUAGAGACCGGGGCCGGGCUGAGCCGUGCUGGGACAAGGACUGGGCUGAGCCAAGCCGGGAGCAGACUGAGCCGAGCCAGAAUAGGGACCGGGAGCGAGCUGAGCCGAGCCCGGGCAGGGACCGGGAGCAGGCAGAGCCGAGCCGGGAUAGGAACCGGGGCCGGGCUGAGCCGAGCCGGGAGCGGACAGAGCCGGGCCCCAGCCCGGGGACCGGCCGGGCUGGCGCGGGGCCGGGUGUGCCCGUGUGCCCGCGGGCUCGGUGGGGCCGUGGGGCGGCCGGCCCGGGCCGUGGCCGCCGCCGUGCCCGUGGCCGGAUCGGGGUCGCGGGGCGGCGGGUCCGGGAGCAGCUGCGGGGCGGUGGCGGGGCUGGCGCUGCGGCGGGGCGGCGCGGGGGGCACGGGGGGCAGCACCGCCAGCAGCGGCUACUGCAGCCAGGAGGACUCCGACUCCGAGCCCGAGCUCUUCUACACCGCCCGCACCUCCCUCGGCCGCCGCCCGCGCCGCCGCCAGGAUGAGCCCAGCGAGUGGGAGAAGGCAGAGUUGGACCAGGCGCAGGUGGAGCAGCGGAUCAAGGAGUACAACAGCCAGAUCAACAGCAACCUCUUCAUGAGCCUGAACAAGGAUGGCUCCUACACCGGCUUCAUCAAGGUGCAGCUGAAGCUGGUGCGCCCCGUCUCGGUGCCGGCCACCAAGCGGGUCCCCGCGCUGCAGACAGGGCGGUCGGGGCCGCACACGCAGGGGGUGAAGCGCCGCACAUCCUUCUACCUGCCCAAGGGCACCGUGAAGCACCUGCACAUCCUCUCACACACGCGUGCCAGCGAGGUCAUCGAUGCUCUCCUCCGCAAGUUCACCGUCAUCGACAACCCUCGCAAGUUCGCCCUCUUCGAGAGGUCCGAGAAGGAUGAGCAAGUGUACCUACGGAAGCUGGCUGAUGAGGAGCAGCCCUUGCGGCUGCGGCUGCUGGCUGGCCCCAGCGAGAAGGUGCUGAGCUUCGUCCUGAAGGAGAAUGAGACCGGGGAGGUGAACUGGGACGCCUUCACGCUGCCAGAGCUGCACAACUUCCUGCGCAUCCUGCAGCGGGAGGAGGAGGAGCACGUGCGCCAGCUGCGGCACCGCUACGCCCGCUGCCGACAGAAGAUGCAGGAGGCUCUGGCUGCGUACACACCGGGGUGACCGUGCCAUCUGCGCUGGUGGUCAGGCAGCACACUGGGACCCUUGCCCGCCGGCGGGUGGGGGCACUGGGAGGGGGGGUGGAGUGGGGCACCCCGUGACCCACCGUCACAGCCGCCAUGGGGCUGGCCCAGGGAGUGGGUGUCCCCAGGGGAGUAGGUGUCCCCAGGAUGAAAUGGGUGUCCCUGGGGGGAAGCAGGGCGUCGAGCACCAAUAAAAGCAUCUUGGUGACGAG